GCCUCGGUGGUGGAUUGAGCGGGUCUGGGCGAGGUUCCCAGAGGGCCGCGCGUUCUCGGCUGGUCGGCGCUGUCAUGGCGGGCGUGCUGAAGAAGACCACUGGCCUUGUGGGAUUGGCUGUAUGUGAGAGUCCGCACGAGAGGUUAAGAAUAUUGUACACAAAGAUUCUUGAUGUUCUUGAACAAAUCCCUAAAAAUGCAGCAUAUAGAAAGUAUACGGAACAGAUUACAAAUGAGAAGCUGGGUGUGGUUAAAGUGGAACCAGAUGUGCAAAAAUUAGAAGACAAACUUCAGGGUGGCCAAAUAGAAGAGGUGAUUCUUCAGGCUGAAAAGGAACUAAGUCUGGCGAGAAAAAUGGUACAGUGGAAACCAUGGGAGCCUUUAGUGGAGGAACCUCCUGUCAACCAGUGGAAAUGGCCAAUAUAAUCAGCAUUAAAUGACUUGUGUGUUGAUGGGCAACUGAUGUAAUUAAAUGUUCUAUUAAAAAUAUUAA
Messenger RNA from Ceratotherium simum simum (southern white rhinoceros), 492 nucleotides. It is a transcript of the gene NDUFA5, whose product is annotated as NADH:ubiquinone oxidoreductase subunit A5. The record is from RefSeq and is a predicted model, not a curated record. Gene Ontology annotation, cellular component: respiratory chain complex I. Gene Ontology annotation, biological process: respiratory electron transport chain. Lineage: Eukaryota; Metazoa; Chordata; Mammalia; Perissodactyla; Rhinocerotidae.